Gadus macrocephalus (Pacific cod) is the source of this 2712-nucleotide messenger RNA. RefSeq names its product syntaxin 17 (gene stx17). The transcript has 7 exons. NCBI's taxonomy places the organism in Eukaryota, Metazoa, Chordata, Actinopteri, Gadiformes, Gadidae. The record is from RefSeq and is a predicted model, not a curated record. The coding region runs from base 396 to 1265 and encodes 289 amino acids. Gene Ontology annotation, biological process: intracellular protein transport; vesicle-mediated transport. Gene Ontology annotation, molecular function: SNAP receptor activity. Gene Ontology annotation, cellular component: membrane.
CGAGUUCUAGAAGUUGGUGUCGGAAACCAUAUCGUGCGGACCAGGAACUGAAGUGUUGGUAAACAAAGGAGAGUCUGUAACUUAAAGAUUGGAAAGGGAGAGUUUAUUGUGAUCAGAGACGAAACUGUCGGCGUUUUUAACAGGCUGUACGAUUCGAAUCCGUUAAAGAACAUCUUAUAUCCAGUUUACUAAUGGGUAAGCCAAACACACAACACUGACAUACAGCACACGUCAGUGGACUGCUGGGUCAGAUGAGUUAUAUUGGAGCUAUCCGACUCUGAAAGCGAGGUCCUCAUGCUUAUUGUUACGAGCGGUGUACAUUAGUGCUGGAGGUGUGAGAAGGCCCAGUGUGUGACUUGAGCCUAGAUGUUGGCUGCCAUCACCAGGCCACUAUCAUGGCAUGGGAGGGCAACAAGCUGACACUCAGACGCCUGGAGGCACCUGUACAGAAGUUUGUUAAAGUGGCUCUGCCCACAGACCUGGAAAGACUGCAGAAACACCACAACAAUAUACUGAAGUUUCAACGUGGUCAAGAAUGGGAACGCCUCCACCAAGAGCAUAUCAAUGCCAGCAGAACUGUACAGCAGCUCAGGGCCAACCUCAGGGAGAUGGAGAAGCUGUGUGGGCGUGUCCGCCCUGAGGAUGGCCCCGCCCUGCAGCAGUUGGUCACGCCCAUCAGAGAGCGAGCACUUGCCGCGGCUCAAGACUUCCUCCUUCUACACUCUAACCCCGCCCCCUGCCCCCGUUGGUCUGACCCAUCGUCCACCGGCCACCCCGUAGACCAGGAGGGUGACGAGCCCCCGCCCCUCUGCCAGGCUCAGCUCUGCCUCCCGGAGAUCCCUGCCAAGCAGAACGCUGCAGAGUCCUGGGACAGCCUGGAGGAGGACCUGAAGGAUCUCAGCGGCCUGGUGACGGAGUUCUCCCUGCUGGUCCAUUCCCAGCAGGAGAAGAUUGACAGCAUAGAAGACAACGUCAACACAGCAGCUGCCAACGUGGUGGAGGGGACCAGGAGCCUGGGGAAGGCGGCGGGCUACAAGUUGGCCCUGCUGCCCAUGGCAGGGGCCCUUCUGGGUGGGGUGCUUGGGGGUCCCAUCGGCCUGCUGGCGGGGUUCAAAGCCGCCGGGAUUGCGGCGGCCCUGGGGGGCGGCGCGCUGGGCUUCGCUGGGGGGAGCCUGGUCCAGAAGCAGCGCAAAGCCACGGUGGAGCUGCAGAUGAAGCGGCUGAACGCACCGCCUGACCACAAGCCCCCCGAGAAGAGCGACUGAAGAGACAGUUCUACAGCGGGGUCGGGACACCCGCUCCGCUGUUGGCGACAACAGGGGACGGCUGUCUCAUGAGUCACACUACAGCAUGCGGUUGCUGUGCCUUGGAAAGCAGAGUGGAAGUCAUGGCACUAUCAACACUAACUUGAUUGUUUUUCGUCAACCUCUAUCGUUUUUCUGGAAAGCUUUAGUUAUUCAAUGCAAUAUAUACUUGUAUUCUUCAAGAUUGAUUCCCUCCCUCUUCUGUGAAAUGCUGUCCUACUUUAAACAUCAAAACUAUAGCACUACUUGUUUCAUAUAUGGAUGAGAUUUGAAUAUGUAAAUUAAUAACUGUAUAAAAGUGCCUAACGAGAUCACGUCAUUGAUCCAAACAUGCCAUUCUAAUGCUGCCCUUUAAUUGCCAAAUUAAAAUGGAUAUUUUCCACCUUCUUGACCCUCAGCAUAAACCCAGUCACUGUAUGAAUAAGUAGACACAAAAAUAAGAAGUCGGACAACAAACUAUCUUGUAAAAUGGUUUUAAUUUAAUCUUUUCAAGUCGGCUACUCUCAUGAUGUGAUGACUUGAUUUUUAAAAAUGUUGCUCACCGUCCCCUAUUUCCCCCAACGCUCCCUUUGUUUACAUCAACAUGCAGGCUGCCGUGGGCCUGUUGGAAAAAAAUAAUAAAAAGAAGGCAAAGGUGCACAGCAUCGAACUAACAACUUUGUCCCAAUGCCUCGAGUUACCCUACAACACAGCCCAUUGAAACGGGCCUGGAUCUUGCAAACGGUGGGGGGGGGAAUCAAAUGAGGAGCCUUCUAUGAAGAAAUAAGAAUCAAAUCCUCCCAGGCUGCAGACCUUGUGCUCCCAUCAGGAAGCUGUCUGGUAGCUGGGGUCAAACAUGAGAGAGGGGGAAGCCCUUCUCAGCAAAGACGGGUUAAACCAGACAUUGCAAUAAUUCAGGGCCAUGUUUCAGAACUUCAAGGGAAACACGACCCCAUCCAUAACCAUUUAGUACCAUUCAGGGUGAGUGGCAACAGGCCGCCCCAGCUUAUUUUAUUGGGGUCACAGGUCUUUUAUUAUCUUGUCAAAUUAUCUACGGUGUUAAGAGGCCGAUAUGCACGAGAACUCACAGAGAAGUCGCUACUUCAAACUAACAUGUUAUUGUACAUUGCGCUACACAAAUGGAUUUGGGUAGAAAUCUGAAGCCAAGGACACACUGUACUGACUGUACUGGAAAACCCACAGAACUGAACCAGAGACCUGGAGUGAGGGAGCCCACCUUGGUUUGUUUUUUUACAAACAACAAAAAUAAAAUAAAGAAAACUCUGCGUUUAAUUUAGACCAUGAUGACAGACACGCCGACGUAGCACACACAUAUUUACAAGCGCCAAAAAAAAAAAGUAAAAACACAUUUUUGAUGUCCUAAGCCCGCCUUUAACAUCGCCCUCCCUCCGUUUAUCCAAAUAAAAAU